Messenger RNA from Ornithodoros turicata, 6102 nucleotides. RefSeq lists its product as uncharacterized. Gene Ontology annotation, cellular component: membrane. Bases 379 to 1989 code for a protein of 536 amino acids. Gene Ontology annotation, biological process: transmembrane transport. Gene Ontology annotation, molecular function: transmembrane transporter activity. Lineage: Eukaryota; Metazoa; Arthropoda; Arachnida; Ixodida; Argasidae. The record is from RefSeq and is a predicted model, not a curated record. The transcript has 7 exons.
AAGUGAUAACGGAUAUCGUGACGGCGGAACGUCAGCUCCCCAUUCGCUUGUUGACAACGAAUGCCUGCACCCCCGCGCAGCAUGGGGAAGACUAACAACGUACUUCGGCUGCCUCACGUUUUCGUGACAGUUCAGAACAGAUUUACGUGACAGCUCAGGACAGCGUUUGCGUGACAGCUCACGUUCAGAAGGUUCUCUUGUUGUUCCCUGGAAAGUCUGGACACCUUGACAGUGAUGCGUCCAUCUCCUCCCACGUUUUUCGCUAACAUGUGACAAGACUGGAUUCCAACAGCGGUUCGCGCUCUGUUCCAUUCUUCCUUCUUUGAGGCUCGGUGAAGCGCCUUCCUUUCAUAGACACUGGUUGGCAUCUGUAACAAUAUGGAGAGGAUGCUACCGGGUGAAGUAGGUGACAGCAAAGUCUCCAACAGUGGCAACUCCAAUUGUUCAACUAGGCCGUGUAGUGCACCAAUCACCGAUGCUUCCCGGACCACGGAUGUCUACGUCGUACACAGCAACGAGAAUUUUACCGAGAAAGUAGGAGAGAACACUUCUGACAACCUUCCCCUCGCCUAUGAGAAACCAACGCCGUUCUCUCGAAUAUACCACUACCUUUAUCUCGCUCGUCUAGAAAUUUUCUUCUUCGCCUAUAUAUUCAGCCGCUGCAUGGUAAGCACGCCCAUAGGGGACCUCUUGCUUCACAAGGCCUGUCUGAACAGCCUGCAGUACAAUGCUUCCAUAUGUGAACAGUUGGAUCGCUAUCCCGACGUUAAGGACGCUGCCGAGAAAAUCGGCAGCAAUUGCGGAAUGUUCAGGGUCAUUAUUUCCUUCGGUCCUUCGGCAGUCAUCGCUAUCUUCAUCGGCCCCUGGUGCGACAAGUAUGGCUACAAGACUCCAUUACUGAUAAGUAACGUCGGUUGCAUCAUCAGCACCACCUUGGUUCUUGCGACUGCUUACAUGAUGGCCCUACCUUUGUACUACGAUGUCCUGGCUGCGAUACCGGACGGUCUUAGUGGAGGCUUCAUCGCUGUCUUCAUGGCUGUGUACAGUGAAGCCACCGUAACGACUAAGGGAGGUCAGAGGCGCACAAAGUUUUUCCUUUUAAGUUUAUGCAUGAAUGCCGCAUUCCCACUGGGUGGGCUCAUCGGUGGACAAAUUUACGGUCGAUUUGGCAUCUGCGUCGUUUUGCGGGCAUCGAUCUGUCUGCUAGUGAUUUGCCAGCUUUGGGUUACGUUUGUAUUGACUGUGCCCGAAAGAGUGAAACUGCUGAAUCAUAGCCCAUGGACGAAGCUUCGCUCUUUCUUCAAACUCGAGAAUCUUGUGGAUGGGUUCCGGACGUGUGUACGAGAUAGACCCGGCACGGGGAAAGCGCAGUUGUGGCUGAUAUUUGCAGCGCAAUCCCUCAUGAUCGUGGACAUGACGGCCUCAACCGUGGCCUACUACUUUGUGCGAAAGAUGUACUCUUGGAGCGUGGCCUACUACACCACAGUGAACGCUGUGUCUUCGGGGGUCACCUACGCAUUCUACUUUCCCACCAUGUUUCUCUUCACCCGGGUGCGGCAAGUAUCAGAUCUCUGGAUGGCUGCCGUAGGAACUUUCUUCUCUGUGGCCCAGUUCGUUAUAUGCGGGCUAGCUUACAAGGACUGGUUAUAUUACGUUCAGUUUGCCGUUGGCAUCCCGACGUUUUUAGGUAGCGUGGGCAUCCGAACUCACCUGUCGAAAAUCGUGGAAGGCCAUGAAGUCGGAAAGGUGUUCUCGUUCUUCGCAUGCUUCGAGUCCAUCCUUCCAAUUGCUGGAGAGGUCGUAUUCACCAAGAUCUUCCAAUGGUCUCUUGACUUCUUCCCAGGAAUGGUGUACCUCACAGCAGCUGCCCUUUCAUUCUGCGCCGUUCUGUUGAUCGGGUAUUGCAUCCACAUUUCGAGUCAUUCAUACGCUCCAAUGGAUGAAGAGAACGAAAGCAUUUGUGAAGACAAUUGCAACAUCAACACCUGAGCGUUUCUGCUGAGUGCUAUGUGUGAGAGUGAGCCAAAUUCUGGUAUUUUAGAGAGAAGGCAUAAAAAAGAGCCUGCUACAUGAGAGAAUCCAAAAACAAAGAGGUGCAACCAGAUAGAACGCAAUAUGUGCUGACGCAAAAAUACCAUAAGUGAACAUUGCGUGCUUCCAUGAAUUUUCCAAAGGCGUCAGAAGGCGCAUAACUCCAUGGUUUCAGAUUCUCCAAGGGUAGAUGACGUCAUCCGGAGUUUCGGCGUCUCUCUCCUGAUAACAGCGCGAGCACCUCCGUUCCUCGCCGAACGUUGGAAGGGUUUGAUUUCUACCAGCAACUGUGGAGAGGAGACUGAAAUGGGGGAGACUCUUUUCGGCUGUAGUUCGAGUCACACGGGCUCCGCCUCUCGGCGAACGUCAUAUGUCACGUGAGAAGGUCGCUUCUGCCCGCGCGCUGGACAUGUGCUCGUAGUUUUAUAAGGUAAAUGUGUUUUACGCGCACUACUGCAUAGCCUUGCUGGAUGGACAUGAGACGAGUUUGGUUAAAACCGACAGAGGUUCGCUACACUGAGUGCAUUCAGGUGGUUCUUCCUCUCGAGCGAAACCAGGAAGUGUCUAGCCGCUUGCCCGGGCAAAAUAGGAAAACCGACCGGUGACAGCGCUGGGUAUCUGUCACUCAAAAUAGUUCAUACGGCAAGGAAAGGUUUUGUUCGUUUAUUAAACCAAGCAUAUCAUUCCAGAUUGCAAGAAGAAGAGUAACUCGUUCACUGGUCUUCGCGGGCAAGAUGCGCGGGGGGGGGGGGGGGGAUAUAUUUAUUAGACCAAAUAAAAAGGGGGAGGAAACGCAAGAUGGGGAUCAGUGUUUGCCGAACGGCAACACAAGAGCUUGCUGCUGAACUUCGGAAAAUUUUGCGAUCCACAACUACAAAUCGCAAGAGGACUGUUCUGAAGUCCUUGAACUUUAUAAUAUCUAUAUCUGGAAAUUCGGAAGCACGUACAACAACAAUAAUAAAUGAUAGAGAAGUUAUGAUGGUGUGCCGUGUUUACCCCUGGUAGCCUCAGGACACCUUCCCUACUUCACCGAGACUAAUAUGAGAGUAAACACGUUACACGUACAAAAGUUACACAUAGCCAUGAUAGUCUAUACUAUUUUGUGAAGUAAGAUAAAUGUGAAAAUCGCCGUGCAUCGAAUACAUAACGCUGAAUUCGAGAAGCCGUAAUGGGGUAACACGCCUCGAACAGAGUACACAGGCAACAGCGUAAAUAAUGUUUCAUGACGUGUUGGAAGUGCUGACUGUUUCAACGGAACAUUUAACGCAAUGUUUAUCGUGUUCUCAGUCUGACGGGCUGCGUACAUAUAACCGCUCUUAAUACCUUUUUUGGAGUGAGAACUCCCCAAAAAAUCGCAUAAAUUGCCCUACUUGCAAACAGUUCUGCCGCUGUGCACAUACCAAUCUUACCUCCUCGCCUUUACUCUUCCCGCUCCCGCCUCAUCCCUUGCUCUCUCUGUCUCUCCUCACGUGACAUAUGACGCACGCCAUGAGGCGGAGCCUCUGUGACUCGAACUACAGCCGAAAAGAGUCUCCCCUGAAAUCACCUGAAAUGGACCUUCGAGGAGCAAUGUUGCCAGGCGCAUCGCCGACUACACACCCUAUGACAUCAUAGGGCACGACAUAACGCGUAAUGGCAUGACGUCACAUGGCAUAAAUUCGAUAAGCUUGCAAACACAGAAAUUUUAGUGCACAGUGGCACUUUAGCGGCACUGUUGCCUUCAGUGUCUCGGUAGUAAAAAGAAACAUGCAUACCGCAAAGCUGCUAAAGCUUACUCCACGACUGCCUCACGAGCAAGCGCUUUUUCAUUUCAUUUAUUUCACCUUAAAUGCCGUUGCGGGCUUUACAUAAGGGAGUGGAGUAAAUUGACAAAGCAAUUUGAAAAUUUUCGCACAAACAUGAUGCAAACUUGAAGUUAAAAAGAAAAAUAAUAAUUGAAAAUAAAGGAAAGCCACAAAUAGUUAGACACCAUACAUAAUAAGUUAUUAAUGCAAAAAAUAUGAAUACAGAAGUGAACCUUGUAGUAAAACACGCUAGCAAAGAAGAUAUGUUGACAAAUGGGAACGAAAUGAAGCACUGUCCGGUAUGUUUAUUAGUGAUUCGGGUAGACCAUUCCAUUCACUUAUUGCGAGAGGUAGAAAUGAGUUAGAGUAAGCUAAUGUUCUGCAUUGAGGACGUCUUAUUUUGUAUGGAUGAUCAAUGCGAGACGACACAUAGUCAGGCGAAGGUGAUGGUAAAUGCUGUGUAGCAGUGUGAGACGUGCAACCUUGCGACGGAUGUUAAGUGGAGGUAACUGAAGACUAGAUUUCAUUUCUGUUACGCUGGAGUGACGAGAAUGAUUAGAGCAUAUGAAGUGACAGGCACGGUUUUGAACACUCUCGAGCUCACGGGAAAGAUAGUCUUGGUGAGGGUUCCAGAUGGAUGAGGCAUAUUCUAACUUACUAAGGAUGAGUGAUUUGUAAGCCAGUUUCCUUACUGUGAUGGGAGCAUGUUUUAGAUUGUGCCUGAGAUAGCUGAGGGUUCUGUUAGCGUAAUUUAAUAUAUAAUUUCUAUAAUUAUAUAUAUUAUAUAAUUUUCCUUAAUUACACCAUGAUUAUACCUUACCUACAUUACUAACCCGUAACCGUCAUAAGUUCGGGAGUGCUACCACCCAAAGGCACAGCCUUAUAUGCUGCUUUUGCUCUCCUUGAGGUGACCUAUAUGCCUCAUCGUUUAACUACCUUUGUUGUAUCUGUCUUCACCAAAAACAGCACUGCUCCGCCGUCCCCGCACACGAUUUUAUAUUUCCUUAAUGGGAGCUCUGCUAACAUUAAUUCAGAUGGCGUGUUAAAAUUAAUUGAUACUCUGAAGUUGUCUACGUCCGGGUUUGAUAAUAUCGAAGGGGGAUUUGUGUCUGUCCGUCCAUCCGUCCGUGCCUCUCAGUUCGACUUGUCUUAAUCUAUGUUAAUGGCUUAUGAGCGUGUUUAACAUCUAACAUCAAACUACUGUAUUUGCUGAUGACUGCGUAAUUUAUUGUUAAGUAACCUCUCGUGAAGACUAUGUUCUACUACAGGAGUGUCUUAACAAAGUAAGCAGUUGGUGUGCUGAUUGGCAAAUGCCGUUGAAUAUCAACAAAUCUAAAAUAAUCAAUUUUGUGGGUAACCGAAUGCCAUUGGGUUUCCUUAUUCACUUAACAAAGUUCCUUUACCACACUUGGAUAACUAUAAAUGCCUGUGUUGAGUUUUCUUUCAAUAUGUCUUUGGCAACACACAUAAAAUCACAUUAUUUCCAGUGCUAAUCAACCACUCAGUUAUGCCUCAAUCUUAAAAUUGUUCCACCUCACUUCAAACGUGUUUCGUUUCACCCACUCGUCAGACCGACCACGGACUAUGCUUUGGCCAUAUUUGGGACAUGUUCCAACAUUAUCUUAUCGAUCCCGUCGAAGCUGUCCUGAACUCCGCUUCCAGAUUUAUCCUAUGUAACUGUGAUUUUAAUGCAUCCACAAUGGCAAUAAAAACCGAACCUGACGUAUUAAGUCUUUCAAUUCAGCAUCCAGCUUCCUGACUGUGUUUCUUAUACAAAAUGUUUCUUCGCUCUUCAUCUGUUUCGACUUUUGAUGUCUCUGCCCCGCUUAGAUUGUUCUUUUAAGUUAAAGUGUCCUCCCUGUCAAACACUAGCUUUUUCAGAAAUCUCUCGUGGCACGUACCAUGAAAGAACGGAACUCUCUUCUUCAACUCAGCACAAGACUAAAACAAUUUAAAGACGUGCUUUUUCAUUAUUCACUCACGUGUAACACCUGAUUAUAUUUUGUAUUCUACGCUUGCUCAUUUAUCAACGUCUACAAACAUUUUGUGAAUGUUAUCAUUUUUUGUUGUUGCUGUUAAUUUAGUUUUGAUUGUUGUCGUGUCAAUAUGUGGUCAUGAAGAGUUACGUAUACCCUUUGUAUAUCCAUGACAUAUGUCCAACUUCUUUCUCCAAUGCCCUCUUUGGGCCCUGAAUGUACCUAAAUAGCACAAAUAACUGAAUAUUUAAAAUGCUGAAUAUGUAAUAUAUGCAUGUGCAAUACAAGAAAUAAAGGCACCAAACAUCUGC